Messenger RNA from Trichoderma citrinoviride, 354 nucleotides. RefSeq lists its product as hypothetical. The transcript is spliced from 3 exons. Lineage: Eukaryota; Fungi; Ascomycota; Sordariomycetes; Hypocreales; Hypocreaceae. The record is from RefSeq and is a predicted model, not a curated record. The coding region runs from base 1 to 354 and encodes 117 amino acids. Gene Ontology annotation, molecular function: zinc ion binding; nucleic acid binding.
AUGGGUGUCGGAAACAAGCGCACGCUCACCAAAACAAGACGGAAGACACGGGAUGUGGACCAAGUCAUAUCCGAUCUUCGAUCCCACAAACACCUGACACAAUACAAAGAGACCAAGUUGCCUCAGGAUCUCCCCGGGCUUGGGAAGAAUUACUGUGUUGCAUGUGCCAGGUGGUUUGACACUCCCUUUACCCUGGCUACCCACGAGCGCGGAAAGCCGCACAAGAGAAGGUUGAAGCAGCUGCGAGACGAAUCCAAGGCCACCUCGAAACCCGGACAAUCGAACGAUCUGAAUCUCGACAAGCCAGAGACAGCGCAAGAUCCUACCGAUGCUGGCGUUGAAAUGGUUCUGUAG